Molecule: messenger RNA, 2566 nt
Organism: Electrophorus electricus (electric eel)
Lineage: Eukaryota; Metazoa; Chordata; Actinopteri; Gymnotiformes; Gymnotidae
Gene: gpkow
Product: G patch domain and KOW motifs
Biological process (GO): mRNA splicing, via spliceosome
Cellular component (GO): spliceosomal complex
Molecular function (GO): nucleic acid binding
Source: RefSeq, a predicted model, not a curated record
CCAAACAUGGCGUCGCCGGAGCCACAGCAAGAGCGCGGGGAUAAUCGAAAGUCAUUAAACACACAUGAUGGAGAAAAGAAAUCUGGUCCUGUUUCUUUCAGUUUUAGUAAAACAUUGAAUAAGGCCAAGACUGGCAAGACGGAAGAGCGAGAUUACUUAAUUGAAGUCGAGGGGAAGGAAUUGAAAAGUACCAAGCCAGUAGACAAGCCAAAGGAGAUCAUCAUUCCACUGAUUCAAAAGAACCGCUGGUACAGGCAAGAAGAAGCUACCCAACGUGUCACAGAAGGAGACCAAAGAAACUCUGGCUCUCAGGAUCAGGAUUCUGUGGAGUCUCAGGCUGUGAAAGAGCUCCUAGAAGAGUCUCGGAAGCAGCAGGAAAGAUGGCUGAAUGGCCCUCAGACCGACCCAAGCCUCGCCAUCCCCCUGGUUAUGCAGAACCAGGUACCACAGGGCUUCGAGGAUGGGGAACGCGUCCGAGUGGACCUCAGGCCUGAGUCGUCCACAGAGGCUGACUAUGAGCGAGUGCCCGUGGAGGCUUACGGCCUGGCCAUGCUGAAGGGGAUGGGUUGGAAGGAAGGAGAAGGCAUCGGCCGCACAUUCAAACAGGACGUUAAGCCUAUAGAGCACCAGCUGAGGCCCAAAGGCCUGGGUCUUGGGGCCGACCGUUCUGCCAUUAAGGACCUGGAGCCCACGAGGCCCAAACGGCCCCCCAAGCCUGGGGACGAGAGGGGAAAAGAGGAGGAGGCUCUCGUGAUGGGGCCCGGAGGCUGCGUGCUGAUCCAGUCUGGGGCCCACAAAGAACUCUACGCGAAGAUAGAAGGCGUGGACGCAGACAACGCCAGGGUCGUGGUGAAGCUCGCCAUUGGGGGGAAGGCCGUGACCAUCAGCCAGCAUGCCGUCCGCCUCAUCCCCCAGAAGGAGUAUGACAAGUACAGUAAAGACCUCAGUCGCCUUAGCAAAGCACACAAGGAGAAGGAGAGAGAGCGAGAAAAGGAGAGCGAGCGAGAGAAAGCGCGUCGUCGAGAGGAGCCGGAGGCGAGGCUGGAUGGCAGGGACGAGCGGGCCAAAGACCGUCCUUCGGCACGCGAGCAUGGACAAAGAAAGAGAAAGCAGCAGGAUAGCAGUGCUGACGGAGAGAAGCCGCCGCCUGUGAAGGAGUACCGCGCUUCUCCCUCUGCCCUCUCCUGGCUCCAGAGGGACCUCCGUGUGCGCUUCAUAGACAAAGCUUUCAAAGGAGGCAAAUACUACAACUCCAAGAUGAGGGUCGAGGACGUGCUCACCCCUGAUAUCUGCGUGUGCCGUACAGAUGAGGGCCGGCUGCUCGACGAUGUGAGACAGGCCAUGUUGGAGACCAUUGUGCCCAAAGGCGACACUGACUCCGUUAUGGUGGUGCUUGGUGAACACCGAGGACAGGUGGGUCGUAUACUGAAGCGUGAUAAGGAGAAGUGUCGAGCUAUGGUGGAGCUGGACCGUUAUGAGGAACGGGUCUUCACCCUGGAUUAUGACUCCAUCUGUCAUUACGUGGGCGGAGACAGCUGAAGAACCAUAGAACACGUUUGACGGUGGGAAGGAAUCGCUUGGACCAGCAAUGGGCACGACCGGCACUGGUCAACAUCCACUGGAUCCCUGCACCCACAACAUUGUAUUCAUCCAGGUGCAUUACUUCAUACUUAGCUUGGGUCACAAUUGACUGGAACUGGAAUCGUCCUUCGGGUCUCUGGGACGAGCCCUAUGUUUUUAAGGCCACAUUUCCUGUGAGCUGAACUGUCCAGUCUUGCUCUACGGAAAAGGCACGAUUGGGUCAUUCUUCACCUGCCACCUCUACAAUAUUGUUCACACUUCAUUUUGAUGUGGAAAAUGAGCUGUUUGUGGUAGGUUUUGUAUAUGUGCUGUAAGAAUCACUGCAACAUUGGGUCAUUUUUAUAAUAAAAAUCUUCUUGUUCAUCAAAAAGAAGCAGGACAUGUUUAAGUUCGAAAUUCUUCUACGAUACUUUAACUUUAGAUUUUCUUUUAAAUAAUGUAUUUAAAGCCACAAUUUACUACAAAGGUCAAUUAAACCUACAGAAGGAAUUUCUUUCCUUUCAAAAGCCUGGUAUUGUAGUUGUUGCAUACACAGAGUUGGGGUAUUACACCUUGAUUCCUGGAUUUUAAACUGCUGGGAACGAACUAAAGACAUAGGCCAACGUGAGAGUACAUUUGAUGGUCCCUCAGCAAUUCCCUGCUUUAUCAUAGCACUACAAUUUAUGAGCAUAGAGUGUUGCAUAGUAUCUCUGAGGAAUAAGUUAACUUAAGACCAUUUAGUAUUUCUGAGAAGCUGUUUCAAAUAAAUUUCAGGCAUACUUUACUGUAACCUACAAUUUUAUAACGAGUGUAUAUUUUGUCCUUGAAUCAUGGUUGAAUUUUUAAAGCCCACAGCUGCACAGCUGAUGAAGGACCUUUGUCCAAAAUAUCCUUUUUCUCUGGAAGCCUUGCGCACUACACCGUUUUUACUACUUCUGCAAAGAUGUAUGUAUUUUUCCUGCUUUCAAAGUAUUGGGAAUAAAAGCAACAGCAUUAUUUCUGAGUA